GCUGCGAAUCUUGAACGUCAUGGAGUCCUGUCACAACCUUGCUCUUGAAUCUUGCUGCUCCCCGCGACUCAAUUUUAGCGACGAUAGAGAUAUUUUGCGCCCAUACACGAAGCGCAUUUCACAGUGAAGUUCACCACUCACGAAUAAGACAUAUCAGAAUGGGAGAUCAACGCCACCACAUGGAGCACCGGCCGGUGCAAACCAGCGCAGUGUUUGUCCUCGGCGCAAACCACUGCGACUCAAUGCCGCCUCCCUCGCCUCCUUCACCACCAGUCUCACCCCCAGAAGAUGACUUUUUGGAGGAAUUGGAAGAACUCAGCCUUGGAUCGCCCGACGACCUCCCCGAAAACGAUGACAUCUCUGCCAAAAUCCAGGACAGACUUCACGCCGCGACACACGUUCUCAAGACAGAAGCCGCAGCACUUCGGUCAGUCGCAAACUUAUACGAGACAGACCCCGUCGCCCGGGACGGCUUCAACAGAACAGUUGCGGCAAUCACACGGCACAAGGGUGAGAAGGGGAAGCUCAUCAUCACCGGUGUUGGAAAGUCCGGUCACAUUGCGAACAAGCUCGUUGCUACUUUCAACAGCCUUUCACUCACAUCCGUGUUCCUGAACCCAAUUGAUGCUCUCCAUGGCGAUUUGGGCAUUAUCCAGAAGCACGAUAUUCUUCUCUUCAUCACAUUCUCCGGAAAGACUUCCGAACUUUUCAGCCUAUUACCACACUUGGAGAAGCCGUCAUCAUUAGUCAUCCUCACCGGACAUACGAGACCUGACACGUGCGAGCUUAUCAAACUCCGACCGGAUACGAUUCUUCUUCCAGCACCAGUCCACGAAAGUGAGACAUCGUCGUUUGGUGUCUCGGCUCCGACAACGUCCACAACGGUUGCCUUGGCCGUCGGCGACGCGCUUGCCAUUGCCGCCGCGCAGGAGCUGCACCCGAGCGUCGCGCAGGUGUUUUCCAAGAACCAUCCGGGGGGUGCGAUCGGCGCCGCGUUCCGGAAACCUCAGACAAUCCUGGACUUGGCCAUUCCCUGGGUCGACAUUGAUGACUCGGAACAUCUCUGUGCGGACACCAGCGUCGGCGCGGACCUCUUCCGGGCCGCGUACGACUCGCCGUCGGGCUGGGUCCGGGUUGGGAAUGAUGUCGCAUCGCCGAGUCGCAUCAGAAAGUUGGCAACGAUGGACUUUGCACGUUGUCUCAGAGACAUCCCCCAGCUGAUGGUGCCGAGGGCGGAGAUGCUGUCCAUCUCCUCCGGGACGACGAUACGUCGUGCCGUGGACUUUGUGAGAAGUAUGCAAGGUGCCGCGGAUGACGGCGAGUACGUCUGCACCUCGGAUUCCCUCUUGGCCGUUUUGGAUCAGGGCGAUAUGGUUGGCGUUUUGGAAGCUGGCAAGCUUUUGGAGUGGAAGGAUUGAGAGGCGUCAUUUGGAAUUUACUAUGUUUGAAAUUUACUGUAAGGCAUCUCGCAUGCCCAUUGGAACGGCAUGUACGGAUCGGAUGCGGAACUUGUCCUCGUUCACAUUUGCCCUUGCUGGAGGUAUGCGGGCGGAGCGUUCAUUUGAUCGGGAAUCAUCUGGGAGAAUAAUUGUCUAGCCUCUUGAAGUUGGCUUUACGACACUGUCUUUAGACACGGGGAAACUGGAUCAGGGCCAAAAUUGAGUCCGCUGAGUGGCAUGGCGAAUAUGCCCAAUCUUUUGUGUUCCAAACCUGUCAUGGUGAAAUGUGUUGUAACGUGUUCAUGAUACUGCCCA
Messenger RNA from Colletotrichum godetiae, 1754 nucleotides. RefSeq names its product SIS domain-containing protein. Lineage: Eukaryota; Fungi; Ascomycota; Sordariomycetes; Glomerellales; Glomerellaceae. The record is from RefSeq and is a predicted model, not a curated record. Gene Ontology annotation, biological process: carbohydrate derivative metabolic process. Gene Ontology annotation, molecular function: carbohydrate derivative binding. The transcript has 2 exons. Bases 159 to 1418 code for a protein of 419 amino acids.